AUCGCUUUUCUUGCCAGCUUAGAAUAAUAUUAUUAAAACAAGCGAGCGAGGUCCUUCUUCUGGAGUGCGUUAUGCUGAAACGACAUAGAAGAGGUGGUGAGCGACUCGCGCAGGAGGAACAGCUUUCUCUCUUGUGCUUUAGAUGGAUAUAUAGUGUAGGAUGUAUGCUUGAACGGACCUAAAGUUGUGUGCCUCUCUUCGUCCGGAGUGGGUUUUGACUGUAUAAUCACAAAACGUCGUUUCUAAAAUUGUAUCUCUCUAGGGUCUACUUUGAAUAUAGAAGAACUGUUGUCGUUAUCGUUAGGUUAGGCGUAAAAACAAAAAGUGGACGUUUACUCCUGAGAAACCAUGUCUAUGCUUCCAACGUUCGGCUUUACGCAAGAGCAAGUGGCGUGCGUCUGCGAGGUACUUCAGCAGGGUGGCAACAUUGAACGUCUCGGGCGCUUUUUGUGGUCUCUGCCGGCCUGCGAACAUCUCCACAAGAACGAGAGUGUGCUCAAAGCAAAAGCCGUGGUCGCUUUUCAUAGGGGGAAUUUCAGGGAGCUUUAUAAGAUUCUCGAGAGCCACCAGUUCUCUCCGCACAACCAUCCGAAACUGCAGCAGCUGUGGCUCAAAGCGCAUUACAUCGAGGCAGAGAAGCUCCGGGGCCGCCCUCUUGGGGCAGUUGGGAAGUACCGCGUCCGAAGAAAGUUUCCGCUACCCCGGUCCAUUUGGGACGGCGAGGAGACAAGUUACUGCUUUAAAGAAAAGAGCAGGAGCGUGCUGCGGGAAUGGUACACCCAUAACCCAUACCCGUCCCCGCGGGAGAAGAGGGAACUAGCAGAAGCAACUGGGCUUACAACAACACAAGUCAGUAAUUGGUUUAAAAACAGACGUCAACGCGACCGAGCAGCGGAGGCAAAAGAAAGGGAAAAUAACGAGAACUCGAACACAAACAGUCACAACCCAUUGACGUCUUCCAUGAAUGGAAAUAAGACUAUUUUAGGAAGUUCGGACGACGACAAAACGCCGUCUGGUACCCCAGAUCACACCUCGUCAAGCCCGGCCUUGCUCCUCACGUCAAACUCCGGGCUGCAGUCCCUUCACGGCCUCGCACCUCCACCUGGUCCCAGCGCCAUCCCGGUGCCUAGUGCAGAUUCCGUGCAUCACCAUCACCACACAUUACACGACACUAUACUGAACUCUAUGUCAUCAAACUUGGUCGACCUUGGCUCUUAAACGAAUGGACCCUUAUGCAUGGACGAUUAGCGGAAAGCAUCUCCACACACGUUAACACAGUGAAAACGCCAAUUGCGAUAAGGAAGGGACAGAGAGAGUUUGAGAAAGUGGAUGUUUGUCGGCUGGCCUACUUACAAAGCAGAUAAGGAGGGCCUUCAGAGAGGUAUUUUUCUAGAAUGUAACGUCAUGGUCUAUUGAUAAUAAACAUGCCAAUAAACGUCUUAAUUGUUGAUAUCAAUAUUGUUUGAUAUUUAGAUGAUCCAUGACGCCCCAGUCGCAUAUUCCGGUUGUUUACAUUUUCUUUUAAAAAUUGCCAUAAAUUGUUUCAUUUUGAUGGGAUUUCGUUUUAUGAAAUGUUUUUACUACCAACAAGAUGUUUUUCAGCGGCUUUAAAUAAUAUCUCUUCACUUUCAUUUGUAUUUUACUUUUGGAAAGCGACUGUAUGUUAACUUUGGGAUCAAUAAUAAACUAUAAACUCCAACCCUUCAUAGUUUCAUAUACCCUUUACAAUAAAAAAUAAGAUCCAUUUACUGAGCAAGGACAAUUUUUGAAUGGUUUUGUUGUGAAGGUUGUGCAAUGGUUUGUUGAUGUGCAGGUGUCCUGAUUUGAUCGUGUGCGACCAAAUGUAAAUUACUACAAUAUACCUGGUCACGUGGUAGGCCUACCUAAGCUUUAGAACAGUUUUAGAUUGUUAUUUGUUUGAGCUUUAAAUGAGGUUUACACUGUUAUAACAGCAAAUGCGAAAUGUAAAUGCUACUGGAGGUCACGUGACUGGACAUUAAGUAUCUGACGCACAACAUACUGUAAUAGUAGGCCCAUUAACCCCUCAACUCUGAAUGGCUUUACCAGUUAGUGCUUAGACUAUAUGCCCGAAUUUCGGUAGACCACAAGUACAAGCAAUGCCUGUAUAAACAUUUUUACUUUGUCGUUGCUACGAAACUUGACACUACAUGUGUGGGAACAACAAGCGGUGUAUAAUUAAUUUGAUUUUCCAAAGAAUUUCCGACGCCGCAGGUCAGUGCUCGAGACCCAGCAGAACAUUAAGCCCAUAUCCAAAGUGUUUAUUUGUAUACACUUCCUUCUCAGCAUAUUGGAAUAAUUGCAUCUAUUUAGGCACUGACUAAACGUUGCGAUAAAUAACUGUCUGCUUUCUUAUCUAAACCGCUUUGACCUAUCAUUGAAAGAAAAUAAUUGUUACUCUAUUACAUUAUUAUUAGCAUAUAACUAUUAUUAGUGUUGUUAUUAUUAUUACUAUUAUGACUUAUUAUUCUUAUCAUCAAUAGCUCUGUGAAAGAUUCAGUAGGUCGUUUCCUGCCUGUGACUGAAUGGGGCAAAAGUCGACAGUCUCAGUCAGUCGGCGCAGAUUGUCGUUGGAGUUUGAUAAUCGUGAUAUGUCCUAUCCAAACUGACUAUAGUUUUUGAACAUUUUACCAAUGUGCUUUUAUCGACGUAUCUUCACGACAACAAAAUAUUUAGGCAAAUAUGAAUUGAAUAGGGGGGAACCAACAAGUUCUCUUCUCUUUUACUCAAAAUUCAGAUUAUUUAUGAUAUCAGUACCAAAUUUCUAACUACUGAGGUCAGAGGUCUACAUUCUCAAGAAUAAUAUAAAUACACCAUUUUAAAUAGGCUUAGGCCUACUACUUUCUCUUUAAAAAUAAACUGUGAUGUUUCAUCUAUGGCUUCGCUGCAUAUUCUUUAUAUCCUAAAGGGUUUGUAUUUUAAUCUAAUGCAUAUUAAUGUAUGUGUACAAUCCUUAGAGUAAUUACCUUAAUGUAAGAGGAACCAGAUUAGUUUGAAACAGUCCUGCAUCCAAAAGCAAACUGUUAAAGGCAAUAGUGAGUUUUCUUUCGAUCAAGGUGGCAACAAAUAUUUUGAGUAGGCCCAUAGGCCUACGUGACACUAAAUACAGCUUUUUUGCACAUUAGUGUUCUGUACUCAAAACAAGGUCUGUAUGCCCAGAGAACACUUACGUUAACUCUGCCCCGUGUCCUUUUCUAAUUCAAUAAUUGUUGGCUAUAUAAUGCUGUGUUACUAAGUCUGUAUCUUUGUCAGAGGCGAGGGGGUCAUAAAA
Messenger RNA from Myxocyprinus asiaticus (Chinese sucker), 3289 nucleotides. Its product is annotated as homeobox protein SIX2. Lineage: Eukaryota; Metazoa; Chordata; Actinopteri; Cypriniformes; Catostomidae. The record is from RefSeq and is a predicted model, not a curated record. Gene Ontology annotation, biological process: regulation of transcription by RNA polymerase II. Gene Ontology annotation, cellular component: transcription regulator complex; nucleus. The transcript is spliced from 2 exons. Gene Ontology annotation, molecular function: DNA-binding transcription factor activity, RNA polymerase II-specific; RNA polymerase II cis-regulatory region sequence-specific DNA binding. The coding region runs from base 349 to 1218 and encodes 289 amino acids.